Molecule: messenger RNA, 1013 nt
Organism: Ceraceosorus bombacis
Lineage: Eukaryota; Fungi; Basidiomycota; Exobasidiomycetes; Ceraceosorales; Ceraceosoraceae
Source: the annotation of a GenBank genome assembly
AUGGCGUCUCAAGGAACAGGCUACGACCUCUCCUCCUCCACCUACUCACCAGACGGCCGCAUCUUUCAGAUCGAGUACGCAACCAAAGCGGUCGACGGAGCGGGCACGGCGAUCGGCAUCAAGUGCAAGGAUGGCGUACUGCUGGCAGUGGAAAAGCUGGUCAGCACCAAGUUGCUCGUUCCCAGCGCCAAGGGUGCCAGCUUGAACAGGCGCAUCGCAGCCGUGGACAGGCACGCCGGUCUCGUGAGUGCAUGCGAGCUCGGGUGCGGGGUGCGGGGUGCAGUGUGCAUGCAAAGGGGGAACAGAUUGCUGACUGUGCUUGCGACCUCUUGGACAGACCACCGCGGGUCUGUCUGCUGAUGGCAAGCAUCUCUCCAACCGAGCGCGCGACGAGUGCCUCAAUUUUCGCGACACGUUUCGCCAAGCGUCGCCCCUGCACGUGUUAGCCGAACGUCUAUCUCUCUACACGCAGGCAUACACCCUCUACUCUUCCGUUCGCCCAUUCGGUAUCAGCACCAUUCUGGGCGGUGUCGACGAGGAUGGUCCCAAGCUGUACCUGGUCGAGCCUAGCGGCACUUUCUGGGGAUACAAGGCUUGUGCGGUGGGCAAGGGCAAGCAGUUGGCAAAGACGGAAUUGGAAAAGUUGGACUUGGCGACAUUGUCGACGGAAGAUGCGGUGCAAAAGGCCGCGGAUAUGUGAGUGGAAGUAAAGAGCGUGCGAGGUGCGUGCUCUGACGCACGCAUACAUGCUUUCCUCGCAGUAUCUACAAGGUCCACGCGGAGAAUAAGGACAAGGAUUUCGAAUUGGAGAUUAGCUGGAUCGGACCCAAGAGCGGAGGCGUCUUUCAACCUGUCCCUGCUGAGAUCGUCGCUGUGAGUCGGCGCGGAAGGGGGAAAACACUCUGUCCAGCUCCGUUAUUGUGCUUCCCUGACAAUCUCGCACCCCCGCGCACCUCUCAUAGGAAGCAGCGCAAAAGGCAAAGGAGGCGUUGGACGACGAGAUGGAGGACUAG